AAGGGGAAGAAAAAGGGGAAGAAAAAGGGGAGAAAGUGGUAAAAGUAGAGAAUACGCGGUGAAUUAGAAAAAUUCUGGUAGCGUUGGGUGCACGCGGUGUGUUAAGUCACGACAGCGAGCGAGUGCGCGCCUACCCGAACUAGAUGUGCGUAAAUGGAAGGUAUAGGGGACAUAGCCGAUCAUCAAUCGCAUAGCGAGCAAUUACUGGACUCGGUCGAUUCCCCGGCGGCGGUCUCUACGCAUGGCCGCAGCGGCAGUGGGGGUGGUUCGAAUGGAAAUUGUGGCGGUGGUGGUGGAAGAGGUGGAGGAGGAGAAGGUGGUAGGGGAAGUGUUCUUGGUGGGGGUAGACACCAUCACCAUCAUCAUCACCAGCACCAUCAUCACCAUCUCCACCAACAACAGCAGCAGCAACAACAACAACAACAACAACAACAACAACAACAACAACAACAACAACAACAACAACAUCACCAUCACCAUCCUCACCACCACCAUCAGCAACACCACGAGGUUAACGAAAUUGGAGGUGGUAGAAGCGGCGGUAGCAACGGUGGAGGUGGUAGUAUCGAGGGUAUGUCAUCGUCGGCCUCUCAAAGUCCCGACAUCGCGUGCGCGAGCAUACCGAUCGAAUUGCUCAGGGCUGGCGCGCUCGACGUUAAAGAAGAACGAGAUCUCGUUGCCGCGGAAGAUCUCUCGUCGUCUCAGGAAGGCCCCACGAAGAGCAGCGCGAGGGAGUCCCUGUCGGUGAUCGUGCCACCUCAGGACGUGGACGUGGACUCGCGCGACGACGCCGACGACUCGGAGCUCCUCAGUCCGGGCAAGCUAACGCCGACGUCGGGGAUAAGCGUCUCGGUCGCGAGUAUGAUCGACGCGACGGACUUCAGGGCGAUGCAACCGGAGCCGACUUAUCAAACGUUGACGUCGGUUACCGAAAGAAUGUCGCCGCCUGGCUUCAGCCCGGGUUCCUCGUACGCGACGCUUACGCCGUUGCAACCGUUGCCGCCGAUUUCAACGAUGAGCGACAAGUUCGUAUACGGUCACACGACCGGCGGGGUAACCGGUAGCUUUGCAGUUAUGCAGAACAACGGCCUCGGUAACAUCGGCCUCGGUAUGGGCGGUUCGCCAUACGCGUACGACAAGAUACCUUCGAUGGGAAUGUCGCCACCGCACAAUUAUCCCUCGCCCGGUGCGGGCCUACAGCCGAGUCCUCUUUCGCCCCAGAGCGCUUACAGUCAAAGCGCCCUUAAUUCGCCGCACAAGUCCGCGAGUCCUCACUACGAUCAAGCUUUUCUACCUAGGCUGCAACAGAGUCCCGCCGCUCUUAGUCCGUCUUCGCCGCCGACCGUCUCGGCGACCGCCACUUUCGCGCCCUCGCAUCAUUCCCCGCCCGCGCACUCUGUGCCGGCGGCCUCGCCCCCGCCCAUACAAACGCAGCUUCAGCAACAACAGCAACAACAGCAGCAACAACAGCAACAACAGCAGCAACAACAGCAACAACAGCAGCAACAACAGCAACAGCAGCAACAGCAACAGCAACAAUCGUUAGCGGCGCAACAGACUAUAUCGCACACUCAGCACGUGCAACACACGUCGGUCGUCAUGAAGACGGUCUCCUCGGCCGGCCACGGUGCUGGCGAGGUCGAGGAGAUCAACACGAAGGAAUUGGCACAGAGGAUCAGCGCCGAGCUCAAGAGGUACAGCAUACCUCAGGCGAUAUUCGCCCAAAGGGUACUAUGCCGUAGUCAGGGAACGCUCAGUGAUCUUCUACGUAAUCCAAAACCUUGGUCGAAACUCAAAAGCGGCCGGGAAACGUUUCGACGAAUGUGGAAGUGGCUGCAGGAGCCGGAGUUUCAAAGAAUGUCGGCCUUGCGGCUAGCAGCUCUGAGCAACUGCUCUGAAAGCGGGGGCGAACCGGAAGCCAUGCUGGAUAUCCACCACCCAGGAAGCGGCAUCGACCCUCACCAUCAACAGUUUCACAACUCCUAUGCUGCACAGAUUCCACAACGCGGAACAUGCAAGAGGAAAGACGAGAUGUCGAAUCAGGCAGAACACCAACAGCCCGCCCCCAAGAAACCGCGGCUGGUUUUCACAGACCUUCAGCGCCGUACUCUACAGGCUAUUUUUAAAGAGACGAAGAGGCCGUCGAAGGAGAUGCAGGUGACAAUCGCGCGACAGUUGGGCCUUGAACCGACGACGGUCGGUAAUUUCUUCAUGAACGCUCGACGGCGUUCCAUGGACAAGUGGAAGGACGAGGAUCCGAAGACCGUGGCGGUCGAGGAGGGACAGCUAUCGCCAACAAUAGGUAUCGGACAGCGACAGCCAAGCGACGUUUUGUGACACACGUCCGACCACGAGGAGUACCACGACGAGUCACCGGAGGAGGAUCUACCCUUCUCGUAAGGGUCUCCUUCUCCGCCUUCCUUCUCUUCCCACCGAACGACAACAACCUCUUUUCUCUAUCAUUUCUAAUACGAGCUAACUUCGAUAAAUCGAUACCCAAGGAAAUAUGCUUCAAGCCCAAUAAUCCUGCCCAUAAUUAUGAAACUGCUCCAAAUAAUAUUCUAUUCGUUUACUUUCUAAUAAUGAUAGAUUGCUUUCACAAUUAUGGGCACUAAUCUAAUGCUCCAAAUUUAUAUUUUUUAAUUGCAUUUAAACAACGCGUUUUCUAUUUCUAUCGAAAGAUUUUCUCCGAAUGGGCUACAUACAUAUAUAUAUAUAUACAGAGGGUAGUAAUUCACGAAGAAAAGGUCAUCUAUUUGGGAUACGAUCCUUCGAAUAAUCUUCUAUUAAAAAAACCUAUUUAAACGGGUAAUCCGUUUGAAGAAUAAGUAUUGGACAAUAUAUAAUAUAUACUCGUAACGUUCGCGGGAAGCAUAAUCCAAGGGAAUUAAAUGUGGGGAAUAUGAGCAACUAAUUUAUGGACCAUUAAAUGAACUUAACGUCAUUAUUUAACGCGACCUCAGGAGUGAUCGUUUCAAAUGAAUGACCUUCAUUCGUGAAUCAUUCUACGUAAAAAUGCAUCAAUUUAUCGAACCAAGUUGUAUUUCUCGAUUCGACCGAAAUAAUCACGAUUGUUUUGGAAUAUUUCUUAUGACUGAUUUUUGGAUUUUCAAGCUUUUACUACGUUCUCUUGUUCUAUUUGAAACUCCAUCUAUGUCAAAGAAAACGACCGAGCUAGGGAAGUAUUAUGUAUACAUAUAUAGAAGGUCGUGCGUCAUAUACAACGUAUAAGCUUCUACCAAUGCCGAGGCAGCCAUUAUCUUAUGUCCGUGAUACUUUAGCAAGCAGCAACAUCAGUAACGGCAAUGGUAGCUUUGGAAAGAUACAGUCGUGUUUGAAAUUUUUUAAUGACUAGUGUGCAUACCUACAUAUUAUGUAUGCAUUUCUUUUUCGUUACCAUUCAACUUGUUUUUUUUUGUUAUAUUUGCCUAUUUUUCUUCUCGUCAAUUUUCUUUUAUUGUAGGCAGAAAAAAAAAAGAAUAUAUAUAUUUUUUCAGAGAAAUAUUUGGACGAAAAUGUCGGAGAAAAAAAAAUGGGAACGGUCGAUUCGAGAAGGUAGAAAACAAAAA
Messenger RNA from Polistes canadensis, 3569 nucleotides. RefSeq names its product homeobox protein onecut. NCBI's taxonomy places the organism in Eukaryota, Metazoa, Arthropoda, Insecta, Hymenoptera, Vespidae. Gene Ontology annotation, molecular function: RNA polymerase II cis-regulatory region sequence-specific DNA binding; DNA-binding transcription factor activity, RNA polymerase II-specific. The transcript has 6 exons. Gene Ontology annotation, cellular component: nucleus. Bases 154 to 2337 code for a protein of 727 amino acids. Gene Ontology annotation, biological process: regulation of transcription by RNA polymerase II. The record is from RefSeq and is a predicted model, not a curated record.